GGGCCGCGGCGCCGCUUCCGGCGGCGAUGGCGAUGGCGGCAGCGGGACUGGGACCCGGCGAGGCCGCCGCGGCCGCUCACGCUCUGUCGCUGCCGGCCGAGGCCUUCGGCAACGAUCCCCGCGUGGAGCUGGCCUGGGCCAUGAAGGCACACCAGCAUGCCCAGGUCUACUUCAAUCUCAUCUCCUCCGUUGACCCCAAGUUUCUGAAUCUCACCAAAGUUGACGACCAGAUCUACAGUGAGUUCAGGAAAACCUUUAGGGACCUUAAAAUCGAUGUGCUUGACCCAGAAGAGCUAAAAUCAGAGCCAGCCAAGGAGAAAUGGCGUCCGUUCUGCCUGCAGUUCGAGGGGGUGGUGGAGGAUUUCAACUAUGGCACCCUGCUCCGCCUGGACUGCCACAAGGGCUACACUGAGGAGAACACCAUCUUCGCCACCAGAAUCCAGUUUUUCGCCAUUGAGAUUGCUCGGAACAGAGAGGGCUGUAACUGCGCCAUCUACAGCAGGGCCCGGGAGCCGGCUGCUGCCUCGCACGGGGCCUUGGCCUGAGAACAGGGCAACACACAUGGUGCCGCGUCGAGGAGGGGCAGGGGAGGCUCCCGUGGCUGUCCCUGCUCUUCCACCUUGCCUUUGCAGACUGUACAAUAAAUGUGUUUUGUAAAAACCCCA
Colius striatus (speckled mousebird) is the source of this 665-nucleotide messenger RNA. RefSeq names its product polysaccharide biosynthesis domain containing 1 (gene PBDC1). Lineage: Eukaryota; Metazoa; Chordata; Aves; Coliiformes; Coliidae. The transcript has 6 exons. Bases 27 to 545 code for a protein of 172 amino acids. Gene Ontology annotation, cellular component: cytoplasm. The record is from RefSeq and is a predicted model, not a curated record.